GAGCCCGCGCGGCUCUUACCAAUCAACUUUCACCAGUCUUAAUACUUGUCCUCUCACAUCAUUUCCAUCACUUCCUAGUCUUUCACCAGUCCCAUCGCAUAUUUUGGAUUCGUCGAGAAUCACCAACGAUAACAUUGUGAGGCGGUUCAAUCCAAGAGGACUUGAGACAUAAUUACUGCUGCGGUCACGUCCGAUUCACCAUUUGGACAUGGACACCGCUGGGCGCCAUACUGGAAAUCGCACUGGUGGCGUUGGUACGUCCGGUAACCACGCACCUGUUGAAGAGGGCCUCAGUGACACGGGCAGCAUUGCGACCGUCGGCCUUUCGGACUCGGUCGACGAUUUCCUCGAGAACCUCGAUGAAGGCACUGAGCCGUCGCUCGAGCCUGCUCUGUCUAGCGAUGCAUCUUCUGCAAACGCGCCAUCGCUGAGCAGCAUAUCGGCCAACCGGUUUUCCCAAAUGACUUUUUCUGAUACUUCAUCCACUGUCGCACCAACCAUUCCUUCUCUCUCGAGUAAAGUCACGAAUGUGGCAAGUCUCGCGUCGGCGGGUGCAUUUUACUCUAAACACUUGGACUCUCAGCCAUACAGGAUUUAUAGCGUUCGAACAUUCUGCGAAAGUUUGCUUAAGAGUGCUCGUGUGGAUGAUGCUAGGAUUAUGUCGGUUGAGCGUUAUGGUGAUCUCCAUGGCGUGCCACACCGAUUUCUCAUCCUUCACGUUGUUCGGACAGACGGAAGGGACUUCUACCUUCGCUUAGACCGUCGACGAGAUCACAGCGUCCCAUUACGGAUAUUCGCAGUGCGAGAUCUGGGGACGUCAGCUGCCGUGGACACUGUGAGGGGUGAAACCUGCAUGGCCUGUAUUACAACUGAAGCACAGUGCCUGAUAGGCUGCCAUUUCUGGCCGACAUGAACACCUCCUAGAUUACACGAACAAGAAAUCUGGUGUAGAGGCUGUCAUGAUUUUUCCGACUUUAGCACCCUUAACUGCAGUUGCACAAAUUCUGUACGCUAUCGCGACAGAGUCACCCGAAUACAAGUUAACAAAGGACAACUGCUGGUUCUUUGCGUCCACUAUUCAGGAAAUGUUGAUACUGAGGUU
Cantharellus anzutake is the source of this 1102-nucleotide messenger RNA. RefSeq lists its product as uncharacterized. Lineage: Eukaryota; Fungi; Basidiomycota; Agaricomycetes; Cantharellales; Hydnaceae. The coding region runs from base 209 to 913 and encodes 234 amino acids. The transcript has 5 exons. The record is from RefSeq and is a predicted model, not a curated record.